Chlorella variabilis is the source of this 381-nucleotide messenger RNA. RefSeq lists its product as hypothetical. The transcript is spliced from 2 exons. The record is from RefSeq and is a predicted model, not a curated record. The coding region runs from base 1 to 381 and encodes 126 amino acids. Lineage: Eukaryota; Viridiplantae; Chlorophyta; Trebouxiophyceae; Chlorellales; Chlorellaceae.
AUGCCCAACCCCUACGGCUACCCCGGCUACGGGUACCCGGGCUACACCCAGCCCGCCGGCGCCUACCCGCCCCAGGCCGGCCAGACCUACGGCGCGCCCAAGUACCCCCAGCAGGCCGCCUACGGCCAGCAGGCUGCCUACGGGCUCAACUACGAGGAGGCGGGCGCCUCUGCUGCCGGCGGCUACACCGGCGGCAACAAGGCCGACAAGGAGAGCCUGUACAACGCGCAGGCCCAGGGCCAGCAGGCGUACAGCCAGCAGGGCUACGGCCAGCAGGGCUACGGCCAGCAGGGCUACGGCCAGGCCGGCUACGGCCAGCAGGGCUACGGCCAGUACUACAACCAGCAGGGCGGGAACCAGGGCCUCAACUUCAAGCAGUGA